Odontomachus brunneus is the source of this 830-nucleotide messenger RNA. RefSeq names its product ER membrane protein complex subunit 8 (gene EMC8-9). The record is from RefSeq and is a predicted model, not a curated record. Gene Ontology annotation, cellular component: EMC complex. The transcript is spliced from 5 exons. The coding region runs from base 64 to 681 and encodes 205 amino acids. NCBI's taxonomy places the organism in Eukaryota, Metazoa, Arthropoda, Insecta, Hymenoptera, Formicidae.
GUUGGCAACACUGACCUGUGCUGUCUUUUCGCGUCUGCUUGCGUUUACAGUGCACAUUUGACAAUGGCGAAUGUUUUCUUUUCUCCUCGCGCGUACUGCAAAAUUAUUUUACACGCAGCGAAAUAUCCACAUUGUGCAAUAAAUGGCUUAUUGCUCGGCAAACAAAAGAUUAAGGACGGCAGAACGGAUCUGUACAUCGAGGACGCGGUACCUUUAUUCCACAUAUGUCUACAUGUUUCCCCAAUGGCGGAAAUAGCGCUUACCUUGGUGGACCAGUUAGUUACAAGCAAAGGCCUUAUACUAGCAGGUUAUUACCUAGCCAACGAGAACAUAAACGAUUUAAGUACAGACAGACCAGCUCACAGAAUAGCAGAUAAGAUUGCGGAGAACUUUAAUAACGCACUACUCGUUGUGGUGGAUAAUCGAGAAAUCACCCUAAAUAUGCAAUCUAGUCCGUUGAGAAUUUCACAGUCUGUAGAUGGCAAGUGGAAACCAAAGGAUAAGGCAAAUAUAAUUUAUGAAGGAGACGUCGUGUACACAGACAUAAUGUAUUCGUUACUGAAAGAAGAGCAGUAUAGGAAUCUGGUUGAUUUCGACAAUCAUCUCGAUAACAUCGCCCUUGACUGGCAAAAUCAGGAACUUAAUAAAAUUAUCGAGGACGUCGUCUACCUCCUCAAAUAAACAGACAGUACAAGCAUUCCACGGAAACAACACAAAGAUUGUUUAUUUAUAUUUUACGUUGCACUCUAUGUGUAUUUCAUUCACCGUAGGCGAAGUAACAGAUGUACAUAAGUUAUGAACUUUAUAAACGCCUAUCACCUGUUUUUAAA